This is a messenger RNA of Westerdykella ornata, 2679 nucleotides long. RefSeq names its product MIF4G-domain-containing protein. NCBI's taxonomy places the organism in Eukaryota, Fungi, Ascomycota, Dothideomycetes, Pleosporales, Sporormiaceae. The record is from RefSeq and is a predicted model, not a curated record. The transcript has a single exon. Gene Ontology annotation, biological process: mRNA splicing, via spliceosome. Gene Ontology annotation, cellular component: catalytic step 2 spliceosome. The coding region runs from base 45 to 2486 and encodes 813 amino acids. Gene Ontology annotation, molecular function: RNA binding; protein binding.
UUCACAGCCAAACCGCGAGAUCUAGCGAUUCUUCAUUCCUUGCGAUGGAGGUCGCCUCAGCUGUGCGCAUUCCGUCGCCGGAACCCGAGCUCCCGGAGCCACCUCGCAAGCGCGAUCGCUCACCUUUCGAGGCCGGCCCAUCGAAGCGCUCCCGUCGAGCUGACCGCGACGACGAAGACAACGACUACCCUCAGGAGAGGAGGAGGGAUCGAGAGCGAGAUAAGCGACACGACGACGAAAGGCGGCACGGUGAGAACGGCCGCCGCCGCGAUGGAGAGAGAAAUGGCGACUCCCGCCCAAAGGAUGACGUCCCCGACGAUGACCGCCUAAAGCUUUUCCAGAGUGCAUUCAGCGCAAGUCGGAAACUGCCCAUCGACGACUCCAAGACCCGAGCUGGUGGCGCGUAUAUUCCCCCAGCCCGUCUGCGCGCGAUGCAAGCUGCCAUUACCGACAAGAGUAGCCCGGAGUUCCAGCGCAUGGCGUGGGAGGCGUUGAAGAAAUCGAUCCAGGGCUUGAUCAACAAGUGCAAUGUCUCCAACAUUAAGAUGAUUGUCCCUGAGCUGUUCUCGGAGAACUUGAUUCGCGGUCGUGGGCUUUUCUGCAGGUCGAUUAUGAAGGCGCAGGCCGCGAGUUUGCCGUUCACAAACAUCUACGCUUGCAUGGUGGCCAUUGUGAAUACGAAGUUGCCGCAAGUGGGCGACUUGCUGGUACGGAGAUUGAUUGUGCAGUUCCGGAAGGCAUUCAGGCGAAACGACAAGGCGGUUGCGGUGUCCAGCUCCAUGUUCCUGUCACAUCUGGUCAACACGCAAGUCGUGCACGAGAUAUUGAUUGCGGAGAUACUGCUUCUGCUGCUGAACAAGCCUACAGAUGAUAGUGUGGAGAUUGCGGUGGGGAUUAUGAAGGAGUGUGGACAGUUUUUGGAGGAGAUGAAUAAGGCGAUUGCGAACGCCAUUUUCGAUCAGUUUCGGUCGAUUUUGCACGAGUCGGAUAUUGAUAAGAGGACACAGUAUAUGAUUGAGGUGCUGUUCCAGGUUCGGAAGGAAGGAUACAAGAAUAAUCCGGCGAUCAGGGAGGAGCUUGAUUUGGUGGAGGAGGAAGACCAGCAUACCCACCGCCACACCUUGGACGAUGAACUCAAGACUGAGGAUGGAUUGAAUAUCUUCAAGUUUGACCCGGAGUAUGAGGAGCACGAGGCGCAGUAUCAGAAGCUCAAGGCGGAGAUUCUUGGGGAAGAAGAAGGAAGCGAUGCGGAGUACACCGAUGCAUCGUCCGAGGAGGAGGAAGAUGAGGAAGAGAAAGCCAUGGAGAUCAAGGAUCAGACCAAUGCGGAUCUCGUCAGCUUGCGCCGUACCAUCUACCUCACGAUCAAGAGCAGUGGAGGAUUUGAAGAAGCAUGCCACAAGCUUAUGCGUAUCAACCUUCCUCAUGGCAUGGAGAAGGAGCUCACUUCCAUGAUCGUGGAGUGCGCCAGCCAGGAGCGGACGUACGAGAGGUUCUAUGGGAUGAUUGGGGAACGGUUCUGCAAGUUGAAUCGGAUGUGGUGUGAUCUUUUCGAAGAGGGAUUCGUGCACUAUUACGAGACUAUCCAUCGUCUGGAGACGAAUCGUCUACGCAUUGUUGCCCAGUUCUUCGCACAUUUGCUGGUUACGGACGCGAUUGGAUGGCACGUCCUGUCCGCGAUCAAGCUGAACGAGGAGGACACGACUUCCAGCUCCCGCAUCUUCAUCAAGAUCCUCUUCGAAGAGCUGAUGGCUUCGCUCGGCCAGAAGAAGUUGGUUGAACGCCUGAAGGACCCUAUGCUACAAGACUAUCUCACCGGCGUCUUCCCGACCGAUGCGGACGACCAGAACAAGACGCGCUUCUCCAUCAACUUCUUCACGGCCAUUGGUAUGGGCAUUCUCACGGAGGGCAUGCGCGAGUGGCUCAAGAAUGUGGCGCCUAAGCCUGCGCCGUUACCGGAACCGGAAAGCGAGUCGGAGUCUGAGAGCGUCUCGUCGUACUCUUCAUAUUCUUCCCGCUCAAGGUCAAGGUCACGGUCGCCUGUGCGGCGCAGGCGGGAUUCGGGAUCGAGCUCAAGGGGUCGCUCGUAUUCCAGGAGCAGGUCUCCUCCUCCUCCUCGUCGUCGUAGGUACUCUAGCAGUUUGUCUAGGUCGCCGUCACGGUCCCCCGUCCCCCGUCACCGCAGGCGCGAGUCUAGCAGUCCAUCCAGGUCGCCGUCCCCCGCUCCCCGACGCAGGCGGUUCUCUAGCAGCCCAUCUAGGUCGCGAUCGCCGCCUCCGCGCCGCAAGCGGGACGUUAGCAGCCCAUCUAGGUCUAGGUCACGAUCCCCUGCUCCCCGUCGUAGGCGCGACAGUAGCAGUCCACCGCCGAGGAGGAGGAGGUACUCCAGCUCAGAGCGGUCGAGAUCCCCUCCGCCGAGGAGGAGAAGGUACUCUAGUUCUGAACCAUCGAGAUCUCCGCCGCCAAGGAGGGGUGGGGGAAGAUAGGGUAAUCAGUGUGGGAACUGAGGGAAUAGGAAACGUAUGAAGCGGUUGAUGGUGGAUGAGGGUUUUAUGUCUCUGUAUCGGAAUCAAAGCGUCUGGUGUUGGGGUGCCUGAAGUCCUACGGUAAUUGUGAAAGUGGACCUCAUCAAUUUGCGUUGCAAUAUCAUCAAUAUCAGGCAUAUUUAGCAGUAUCUUC